Trichobilharzia szidati is the source of this 210-nucleotide messenger RNA. NCBI's taxonomy places the organism in Eukaryota, Metazoa, Platyhelminthes, Trematoda, Strigeidida, Schistosomatidae. The record is from the annotation of a GenBank genome assembly.
AUGGAUUCAGUUGAGACGAUGAAAAAUAUUGGUGCACCGGUAAUCUUAGAAGGUCGUGACGGGUCAAGUCAUCGAUGUUCUGGUACUAUAGCAUCAAUCGGUGUACAAGAUAUCGCUAUUCGAAGAAGUUCAGAUCAUGGUAUAUGUCGUGUAACAGUUCAACAAUUGAAACAAGGUAGAUAUGCUUUAUGGCCAAAUAAAACAGAAUAG